Cherax quadricarinatus is the source of this 4737-nucleotide messenger RNA. The record is from RefSeq and is a predicted model, not a curated record. NCBI's taxonomy places the organism in Eukaryota, Metazoa, Arthropoda, Malacostraca, Decapoda, Parastacidae.
GAUAUAAUUGUGAAGAAAGACUCUCUCUUUUAGCACCGACCCGUUUCUCUACGUUGCACUUACUGGCAUAAUGGAUGGCACAGCUGUUCUCCUGACCACGCCACUCACUCUCUACCUAGGCCGCCGCACCAUUGUAGGUCUUGGGCUGUGUGUGGGAGGAAUCUUACUGUUACUCGACCUUUUAGUACCAAUGGAUUAUUACUGGAUCAAGUGGAUCCUAGUGAUGGCAGGAUUUCUGAUGGUAGCGGGAGCAUUCCAGGUGAAUUAUGUGUAUGCACCAGAGCUGUUUCCCACAGAGGCCCGCACCAGAGGCUUCGCAUUUGUCAACAUGAUGGGUAGCAUUGGCUUCAUGUGUGCUCCACUAGUGACUACUCUUGUUGCUCCGUAUGCGUGGUGGGCUGCCAGUGUUAUCUUCGGGUGUUCAGGGAUCAUCGGCAGCCUCAUGGUGGCCUUCCUACCGGAAACCAGUAACCAGCCGCUUCCGGAGACGCUCAGAGACGUCGAAGUAAGAAGAAUACAAAGCAAGUCUAAAGAGAAAGGGACGGUAAACAAAGGUUAUGAAACUGGAGGAGAAAGUAGGAUAUAAAGAUUAGAUUUAUGUAUCUCCAAUGCAUUCGCUAAUACAGUAAUGCUAUAUGAAAGACAUAAGACAAUAACUUAGCUGUCUGCCAUCGCAGGAUGCUCAUGAAGAUGGUAUAUAGGAAAGGCAGUAAAGGCAGAAAAAUAAGAGAAUGCCACAGGCAGAGAUAUAUUAAAAAGCAGGCAAAGAUUUUCUAAAAGACAGGCAGAGAAAUCUUAUCCAAGGCAAGCCCAUUGAUUUGAUCACAGUAAACUAGAGAGAAGUAGAAAUAUAUUAUCAAUGGCAGAUAAAAAUUAUCAAAGCUAGACAGAUUAUCAGAGAUUGGAAAUGAGAGUUUAUCACGUACAAAGAAAAGGUAAACUGUCAGAGGUAGGUAGAGAUUUUAUGGAAGGUAGUGAUAGAUAAUUUAUCAAAAGCAAAGAGACAUUUUACUAAGGUUAGGGAGAGAUGUUUUAGAAGAGGCAAGCAGAGUGAUUACGUCAACAGCAGACAAGAAUAUUUUAUUAAAGACAAAAAUAUUCUGAAAUGUCCAUCUUGGCAAGGUUCACAGGUAACAUAAUUAUGCCCAAGUUUUAUUAUUUUAAAUAUUUAUUUAUUUACAUCCAGUUUACCGAUGGGGAGGCAGCUGUCAGUCACUGGUGGAGGUAGCUGUCAGUUACUGGUGGAGGCAGCUGUCAGCCACUGGUGGAGGCAGCUGUCACUGGUGGAGGCAGCUGUCACUGGUGGAGGCAGCUGUCAGCCACAGGUGGAAGCAGCUGUCACUGGUGGAGGCAGCUGUCAGUCACUGGUGGAGGUAGCUGUCACUGGUGGAGGCAGCUGUCAGUCACUGGUGGAGGUAGCUGUCACUGGUGGAGGCAGCUGUCAGUCACUGGUGGAGGUAGCUGUCAGUUACUGUUGGAGGCAGCUGUCACUGGUGUAGGCAGCUGUCAGUCACUGGUGGAGGUAGCUGUCACUGGUGGAGGCAGCUGUCAGUCACUGGUGGAGGUAGCUGUCACUGGUGGAGGCAGCUGUCAGUCACUGGUGGAGGUAGCUGUCAGUUACUGUUGGAGGCAGCUGUCACUGGUGUAGGCAGCUGUCAGUCACUGGUGGAGGUAGCUGUCACUGGUGGAGGCAGCUGUCAGUCACUGGUGGAGGUAGCUGUCACUGGUGGAGGCAGCUGUCAGUCACUGGUGGAGGUAGCUGUCACUGGUGGAGGCAGCUGUCAGUCACUGGUGGAGGUAGCUGUCACUGGUGGAGGCAGCUGUCAGUCACUGGUGGAGGUAGCUGUCAGUUACUGUUGGAGGCAGCUGUCACUGGUGUAGGCAGCUGUCAGUCACUGGUGGAGGUAGCUGUCACUGGUGGAGGCAGCUGUCAGUCACUGGUGGAGGUAGCUGUCACUGGUGGAGGCAGCUGUCAGUCAAUGGUGGAGGUAGCUGUCAGUUACUGUUGGAGGCAGCUGUCACUGGUGUAGGCAGCUGUCAGUCACUGGUGGAGGUAGCUGUCACUGGUGGAGGCAGCUGUCAGUCACUGGUGGAGGUAGCUGUCAGUUACUGGUGGAGGCAGCUGUCACUGGUGUAGGCAGCUGUCAGUCACUGGUGGAGGUAGCUGUCAGUUACUGGUGGAGGCAGCUGUCACUGGUGGAGGCAGCUGUCAGUCACUGGUGGAGGUAGCUGUCAGUUACUGGUGGAGGCAGCUGUCACUGGUGGAGGCAGCUGUCAGCCACAGGUGGAAGCAGCUGUCACUGGUGGAGGCAGCUGUCACUAGUGAAGGCAGCUGUCACUAGCGAAGGCAGAAAGACUGAGGCUUCAGUAACAGCCUUCACUCUCAGAGGCGUCUCAAGUUAGGCUACAGUCUAGUGAUGUAUCGGAUAUCUGCAUCCGCAGAACAUCCGCACAAUUUCUGACAUCUGCAUUCGCAUUUCAAUGUAAAGAGAUAUCGACGUCAGUAAAAUAAGUAAGACCUCAUACACAUUCGCAUCUGCGGAUAUUUUUCUCAUCCGACACAUCUCCACCAGUGCCUAGUACUGCCUACUUGUACAGAUGUAUCAGGUAUCCGCAUCCGCAUCCACGGAACAUCCGCACAAUUUCUUACAUCCGCAUCCGCAUAUUACUGUAAACAGUUAUCCGCAUUCGCAAAAUAAGUAAGACAUCCUCAUACACCGCAUCCGCGGAUAUCUAAAUUUUCGCAUCCGAUACAUCUCUAGGUCACACCAUAUAAUUAUCUAUGGCAGUAUUUAAGUGUCUAGGUAGCUUGCUGUGUUUAGGACCUAUCGAUUAUACUGUGAGAAUAAUCCACCUCUGCUCUGAAAUAAAGCAUAUUUAAUCUUUUAAACACGAAACUUAAAAAAAAAAAUAUUGUAUGCACACUGGAAAAUACACACCUCACAGCAGUCAAAUAUAUCCAAACUUAUCUAAUAUUUAGUAUGGUGGUACCAACACUUUUUUAUGGGUGUGAAGCUUGGGUUGUAAAUGCUGCAGCGAGGAGGUGGCUGGAGGCAGUGAUGUCAUGUCUAAGGGCAAUGUGUGGUGUAAAUAUUAUGCAGAGAAUUCGGAGUGUGGAAAUUAGGAGAAGGUGCGGAGCUAAUAAAAGUAUUAGUCAGAGGGCUGAAGAGGGUUUGUUGAGGUGGUUUGGUCAUUUAGAGAGAAUGGAACAAAGUAGAAUGACUUGGAGAGCGUGUAAAUCUGUAGGAGAAGGAAGGUGGGGUAGGGGUCGUCUUCGGAAAGGUUGGAGGGAGGGGGUAAAAGAGGUUGUGUAGGUGAGGGGUCUGGACUUGCAGCAAGCGUGCAUGAGCGUGUUAGAUAGGAGUGAAUGGAGACGAAUGGUAUUUGGGACCUAACGAGCUGUUGGAGUGUGAGCAGGGUAAUAUUUAGUGAAGGGAUUCAGGGAAACCGGUUGUUUUUAUAUAGUCGGACUUGAGUCCUGGAAAUGGGAAGUACAAUGCCUGCACUUUAAAGGAGGGGUUUGGGAUAUUGGCAGUUUAGAGGGAUAUGUUAUAUAUCUUUAUAUAUGCUUCUAAACUGUAUCUGGGAGCCUGUGCAAAGACAGUGAUUAUGUAUGAGUGAAGUGAAAGUGUUGAAUGAUGAUGAAAGUAUUUUCUUUUUGGGGAUUUUCUUUCUUUUUGGGUCACCCUGCCUCAGCCACCUAAGAAAAUAAGGAAAUUCCAAACGCUUUCGUGACUUCUUCCAUUAUUAAGGAACUAUGAAAAUAAAAGAUAGAGUUAAACUGUCGGUAUUCUCAUCAAUGUUUUUGAGCGCUUUAUGUAUUUGUAGUCCAGAGUUCAAGGAUGAGGAAAUAUCCAAAAUUUAUGAAAUAGCUAGUGAUCUGAAAUACCCAAGAAACGUUGUUGAUAAUUCUUUUAAAAUUGCUAGAAAUACUUUUUACAAUCAGAAAGGGACAACCAGCCUUAUUCAACUAAAAAUGACAACCAGCCUUAUUCAACUAAAAAUAUGUUGGUUCUCCCUUACCAUGAAAACUUGGUUGAUAUGCCUUCUCUUCUUAAGACUUUUAAUAUCAAAGUUGUAUUUAAAAAUCUUAAUACAGUAAAAAAACUUUUGAUAAAGAAUUCCCCCCAAAAUGCUGACGGAUGUGUCAAUAAGAUUCCUUGUAAAAUUUGCGAUAAAGUUUAUUAUGGUUAAACUGGGAAAAGUCUUGAACUAAGAUUAAAACAUAAAUAUAGCAUUAGAACUGGACAAGAUUCCAAUGCUCUAUUUAUUCAUGUGAGAGAUUUUAACCAUCCAAUUGAUUUUCAAAAAGUUGAGAAAGUUGUAUCAAGCAAGUCCAUGGUUGAGAGGAAUAUAAUAGAAUUAUGUCUAAUAAAAAGUAGCUUUGAAAAUAAUAUGAAUAUUUCUUUUGGUUUAUAUAUAAAUUGGAUUAAUUUAUAGUUAAUAAAAUUUGGGAAGAAUUUAAGAUACAUUAGACAAUUUUUUGGGUUGAAUAUAAGCUGUGUUUCACGGAUCACUGACUACCUACCUACACCAGUAUAAAAAGUCUGGUGUUGUUGGGGUGGCAACGAGGUGUAGUCUUGUCCUUAUAUGCUUUUUUGUUAACCUUUUAUUUUUAUAGUUCCUUGAUAAUGUGAGAAGUCAAGAAAGCGUUUGGAAUUUCGCAUUUUUUUCACAGUGGCUGUUCUGCAUAUAUAUAUAUAUAUAUAUAUAUAUAUAUAUAUAUAUAUAUAUAUA